Molecule: messenger RNA, 1038 nt
Organism: Nannospalax galili (Upper Galilee mountains blind mole rat)
Lineage: Eukaryota; Metazoa; Chordata; Mammalia; Rodentia; Spalacidae
Gene: B9d2
Product: B9 domain containing 2
Exons: 4
Coding region: 233-760 (175 amino acids)
Biological process (GO): cilium assembly
Cellular component (GO): MKS complex
Source: RefSeq, a predicted model, not a curated record
GCGGGCGCAAGGCCAGGGGCGGAGCUUGUGUUGCCCCAGCAACCACCGGGGAACCCCCAAGGCUAGCGCGGCUGCGGCGAUAUCACGCCCUGACUCUGGCUCCGCCAGGAAGGUCCUGGGUAGGGUGCGCGCCUAGCUUCGAGGACGCCCGCGGACAAGGGGACAGCUCAGGCCCAUGGUCCACCAUCCCCGCAGCCGCCUUCGUUUCUAACCGCUAAGUACGCAGAGAGCCAUGGCUGAAGUGCACGUGAUUGGACAGAUCAUAGGGGCCACCGGUUUCUCUGAAAGUAGCCUCUUCUGCAAGUGGGGUAUCCACACAGGGGCUGCAUGGAAGCUCCUGUCGGGUGUUCGGGAGGGCCAAACACAGGUGGACACCCCCCAGGUUGGGGACAUGGCUUAUUGGUCCCACCCCAUUGACCUGCACUUCGCUACCAAAGGUCUCCAAGGCUGGCCUCGGCUCCAUCUUCAGGUGUGGUCCCAGGACAGUUUUGGCCGCUGCCAACUUGCCGGCUAUGGCUUUUGCCAUGUGCCCAGCAGCCCGGGCACUCACCAGCUGGACUGUCCCACAUGGAGGCCCCUGGGCAGCUGGCAGGAGCAGCUGGCAAGGGCCUUCGUGGGUGGUGGGCCACAGCUGCUGCACGCAGACACCAUCUACAGUGGAGCUGACCGAUAUCGCCUGCACACAGCCGCUGGUGGCACUGUGCACCUUGAUAUUGGCCUGCUGCUGCGCCACUUCGACCGCUAUGGUGUGGAGUGCUGAGGGACCAGCCUCCAGUAGCCAUCCUCCACAGUCCUGGGCCCCCUCCAGUGCAGGAUGGCACAGCUGUCACGAAUGUGUCCAGACUCGAGACUGUCAGGCCUGACUUCACUCAAGGCAUGGCCCUUCUGUCCUUGCUAGGACACAUGCCCAGGCUCUCCCUGGAGCCCCAUGCUCUGUACUGCGGGGUAGUAGGUCUGUGGGUCACCGGGGUUGCUUGUCACUUGAGGGGCACUCAAUAAAAGCGUGCAGGUCUCACGGGUAUGGUGCCUCCCUGGACC